AUGCUGGCCCUGUGGCUCAGCGCGUUGCGAAAGCCCCAGGAGUACAUAAAGCAUUCCCUGCCUGGGCACUGCCACCACCAUCAACACUUGGGCUCUCAAGAGGCUCCAGGGACCGGCACUGUCUGUAAGGGACCCUGCUGUUGUGGGCUGGGGACAGCCAGGGACAGGAUGGCCCACACAGAGAGAGCUCUGCCCUGGCUGCUGCUGCUGUCACUGGCCUUGAUGGGCAGCAGCACUGCAGAGCGGGACUGCCGAGUAAGCAGCUUCAAAGUCAAGGAGAACUUCGACAAGACCAGGUACAGUGGCACCUGGUAUGCUAUGGCAAAAAAAGAUCCCGAGGGGCUGUUUCUGCAGGACAAUGUGGUAGCCCAGUUCACCGUAGAUGAGAAUGGACAAAUGACUGCCACUGCAAAGGGCAGAGUCAGACUCUUCAAUAACUGGGAUGUCUGUGCUGACAUGAUUGGCUCAUUCACUGACACAGAGGACCCUGCCAAGUUCAAGAUGAAGUACUGGGGUGUCGCCUCUUUUCUGCAGAAAGGAAAUGAUGAUCACUGGGUAGUGGACACAGAUUACGAUACAUAUGCUCUUCAUUACUCCUGCCGCCAGCUAAAUGCAGAUGGCACUUGUGCUGAUAGCUACUCCUUUGUGUUCUCCCGUGACCCCAAGGGAUUGCCUCCAGAUGCACUGAAAAUUGUCAGACAAAGGCAGAUAGACCUCUGUUUGGACAGAAAAUACAGAGUUAUCGCUCAUAAUGGAUUUUGCUCUUAAGGAGAUCCAGCCCUAUGGAAAGAAACCAUGUAACAGCACCACGGAUGUAAAGUUAACACAUUGAUCAUGUGUUCUCUGGAAAAUGCUUUAAAUGGGUCCAUUUAGAUUUUCAAUAUAUUUAUCUGAGCUGUGUAGCUCAUCUUGUUAAUAAACCAAUGAAACAUUUUAAUAAACUUGGAUUACAAGGGA
Vidua macroura (Pin-tailed whydah) is the source of this 957-nucleotide messenger RNA. RefSeq names its product retinol binding protein 4 (gene RBP4). Lineage: Eukaryota; Metazoa; Chordata; Aves; Passeriformes; Viduidae. Gene Ontology annotation, biological process: retinol transport. Gene Ontology annotation, molecular function: retinol binding; retinol transmembrane transporter activity. The record is from RefSeq and is a predicted model, not a curated record. Bases 1 to 768 code for a protein of 255 amino acids. The transcript is spliced from 6 exons.